Nanorana parkeri is the source of this 1179-nucleotide messenger RNA. It is a transcript of the gene RASSF4, whose product is annotated as Ras association domain family member 4. NCBI's taxonomy places the organism in Eukaryota, Metazoa, Chordata, Amphibia, Anura, Dicroglossidae. Gene Ontology annotation, biological process: signal transduction. The coding region runs from base 231 to 1178 and encodes 315 amino acids. The record is from RefSeq and is a predicted model, not a curated record. The transcript has 12 exons.
UUCACAAUGCUUAGACUCCGACUUCCACGCGCUCUUAUUGGUCAACGUCUCCCAGGCGGCGAACGCUGAUUGGCUGAGCCGGACAAAAUCUAUUCACAAUCACAAUUGGAAAGAGCUUGGGUAUCCAUUUCAUUUCCUUUGCAUAGCUCAUCGUCCGACAGGUGGGAAACAGAGACCCGAGGAGAUCUGGUGUAGGUCGGGGAUUGUACAAGGAACAUCAGCAACUGAGGAUGGGAGAUGGUGAACCAAACCCAUAUGUGAGGAUCAGCAGCACUAAAUAUAUUUUACGGCCUGAGCUAUUGUCACUUCUGAGAACCUACAAUUGCUAUCAUGAAGGAAAAAAUUUCCAGCUACGACAUCAUGAGGAGGGUGGAGAACUUGUGGUGGAAGGUCUUCUGAAUAUAUCUUGGGGUCUACGGCGCCCAAUAAGACUACAGGUGCAAGAUGUCAAUGAGAGAAUAUGUUUUAGCUCUUCAGAGGCCUGGAGCAGGGAGUCACAAGGAAAACACAGUCCAGAAACAUUACCUGUUGCAGAACAGCAGAGCAAUAAAGAAGAAAAAAACAACAAUUCUUCUGGUAGAAAUCCAGGUGAAGAGGAAACAACACCUCAGCUGAAGCGGACUAGAAGUGAUGCCAGCUUUGUGCAGAGACGGUCAAAGCACUACAGUCCUGAAGAGAUGCAAAGAUUGAGAAGUAACAGGUUCUCUAUCAAUGGCCAUUUCUAUGAUCAUAAGACUUCUGUGUUUACUCCAGCGUACAGCUCAGUGACAAAUGUACGUGUCAACAGCACCAUGAACACGUCCCAGGUUUUAAACCUGCUGCUUAAAAAAUUCAGGGUGGAAAACAGCCCUUUAGAGUUUGGAAUGUAUUUUCUUCAUGAGACAGGAGAAAGAACUAAAUUAGGAGAUACAGAUUUCCCCCUGAUUUGCCGAAUACUACAAGGUCCCUGUGAGAGGAUUGCCAAGUUAUUCAUAAUGGAGACAGAUCUUGGAGUAGAGGUUUCACAUGAUGUGGCCCAGUACAUCAAGUUUGAAAUGCCUCUGCUGUAUAGCUUUGUUGAGAAACUGAAUGAAGAAGAGGAUAGGGAAAUAAACAAACUGACUAAAAGGUACCAUGCACUUCGCUUGCUGAUGUUGCAAAGGCUGGAAGAACUAACAAGCUAUGAGAGCUAUGCAUGAA